UUAUUUUUUUUGUUUAAAUUUUUUGCAAAGUAAGACAGAAACACUUCAUUCAAUACUCUUUAUACUCACGGCUAAGUGAGAGAGGGCCUCUCUCUAGAAAGCAGAAACCCCAGAUCUAGAUUUCCCCCUCCUCCCCCUCUUUCUUGCCAGAUCUAGAUAUCUCCGAUCUGGAUCUUCGGCUUGAAAGUCGAGGGAGAUACUUUCCCUUUCCAUGAGGCUUCUUCCCACCUUGACAGUCGGUGGCACACAACCCCGCCCACCAUGGGCGCUUUUGCCCGGAGUUUGCCUCCGAUCUGAGGUUGUGUGCCUCUCUUUCCAUUUCUCUGUUGUUUCCCUUUCUGCUUUGUUUUUCCCUUUCCUUCAGUUUUCUUGGUCUAUUCCUCUUGUUCCUGUCCCAAUCUUUUCCAGAUCUACCUUUUUCCCCCUCAAACCCACUGCUAUACCGGUGCACUGCUAUCUCUGGUGAUGCUUAUCCUAUUCCUUCUGCAAUGGCCUGUAAAUAUGUUCCUCGGAGCUCUGUUCAAAACGGGGUCUGCCCGUUAGUGCACCCGGUGAUGCUACAAGACCCUUUGGGUGCCUGUCUCUUUGAUCCCUUGCUGGAUCUCACGUAUCUCUCUUUUCAACCAGAUGGGUACUUCGGAAUCGCCUUCGAAGCCCUCAAUGAUCUCUCGAUCCGGUUGGAUGCUGCUUCUGGUGGCUCUGUUCUCCAUGAAGGUGGCGCUGCUGGUUCUUCCUCGUUGACGGCAACUGUGUUGGCUUACCAAGAACGUGGGCUUGCCUGGUUUAGGCUCAGGGCUUUAGUAAUCAACAAAUAGCCCGCUCCGUAUUAUGCAAAAUGAGUACCCCACUAAUUUAUAUAUGUUUUGUUUGUAAAAGAUUUUUUUGAUGUACAACCUGAUGCUAUGAAUAUCACGGCAUUUAGUUAUGUUAGUUUCUCUUACUUUAAUCUUCAUAACUUAUUCUUAUUUAAGUUGUUUGUAUUAUUCCUCACACUUAAUCAGGAACAUGGGAACACUUCAGAGGUAUGUGCGUAACAAAAGUCGACCUGAGAGUUCGAUUGCUGAAGGGUACAUUGCUGACGAGGCCAUGUUGUUUUGUUCCAUGUACUUGGAAGAUUCAGUUACACGCCGGACCAAUCUUGGACGAAAUGCUGAUGCGGAACAUCGAGAUGUGUCUGGUGGUUAUUCAAUUUUCCUUAAUAUUGAUCAUGCUAUUAGAGGUUCGGGUAAAGAAGUGCAUAUGGAUUAUAACGAGUGGCUUCGCGUACAUAGAUAUGUUCUACUUAAUUGUCUAGAGGUCAAACCAUUCGUAGAGUAAGUUGCUUAUUAAAAUUAUGAAAUUGCAGCGGCAAGUUACCAAAAAUUGAGGCACUUCAGAUUUCACCUUUUGAUUAGUAUCAAUUGUGCUUAAGGCCUCUGUAUUUUUGUUGUUUUGGACUUGAUUUAUGAGCUCUCUAGUAUUGGUGGUAGCAACCUGAUCAUGGGAUAAGUGCAGAGGCUUUUAAGUUUAGCUUCAUAAGAAGAUUUAGGUUUUGGAUGUAUAUCUGUGAAGUUUGAUUUAAUUUAAUUGUGUUCAACUACUAUUUGGACUCUAUGGUAGUUUGUGUAUCUGUCAGGUAUUAUACCUGAAGUGAUUAAUGUAAUAUAAAAGUAUUAAAUGAAA
Molecule: messenger RNA, 1662 nt
Organism: Rosa chinensis
Lineage: Eukaryota; Viridiplantae; Streptophyta; Magnoliopsida; Rosales; Rosaceae
Exons: 2
Coding region: 489-815 (108 amino acids)
Source: RefSeq, a predicted model, not a curated record